Messenger RNA from Guillardia theta CCMP2712, 1008 nucleotides. RefSeq lists its product as hypothetical. The transcript has a single exon. NCBI's taxonomy places the organism in Eukaryota, Cryptophyceae, Pyrenomonadales, Geminigeraceae. Bases 1 to 1008 code for a protein of 335 amino acids. The record is from RefSeq and is a predicted model, not a curated record.
AUGAGAGAGAAGAUGCUGGAGGACGUUGAAGAGAACUUCCUUCCAUGUGCGAAGCAUGAUGUGAACAACAAGACGACCUGCGAUCAACUCGCUGUGUACGCGAACUCGUGGGCACUGCGAAAAUUCCUCGAGUAUGAAAAUGUCCUCAGCUUCCGUCAGAAAUGGGCAGAGCGACAUCGAGAGCGUCUCUUUGUUCGGCUCACACUUCAAGGAUGGCGUGCUAUCAGUCGAUCAAGGCUUGCGAGGACGAAUGGAAGGUCAAGGAGACGAGCGAGAGCAGAAUCUUCGGGGGAGGACGAGUUCGACCCAGACGGGGAUGAACCUCAAGUGAACGAAGCCUUUGCUCGAUUGAGAUGGAGCACGUGUCAGAAAUCUCUCGCUCAGUGCCAGCAGAAGCUCUUCAGGACCUUGGAGAUCCGCCUGAGGACGAGGAGGUUACAGCUCCCUUUACAGGAAUGGAGGAGACUCCGAAUCAGGUCGUCGAAGUUGCAGCAGGUGGAGCAGCAAGUGACGCGCUCACGAUGGAAGGGAGCUGCUCAGUUUGCUUUGAGGGAAUGGAAGGCAAGAACACAAGACGCUCAUAAGUCCGUUGUUGUUGUCGAAAGAACGUUUGAUGUUGCGGAACAGUCGUGUUCUACAACAGGUUACGUGAAAGAUCUUAUGGAGGUUGAAGAAAGGUGUCACAACAUACAGAAGGUUCAGCAGCAUGUGAAGCAGCUGCAAGACAGCAUAUCUAAGUCACGAAGUCUCCGUCUGCAGGAGGCACCAACCACCUCUCCCUUCCCUAAUCCUGGCGGCACCGAGGAGUGUAGCAUGACACUGCUGCUGGAUGAACGAUGUUUGGUCGACCCCUUUCAACCCGACCGUUCAAGUUGUUCAGCAUUCAGCUCGCAAGGGUUCCAGUCUUGCGCUGCCGUGGCAAGGAGCAAGGAGCUGCUUGCGUUCGUUCCGAGCAGGAGGGAGAAGCCCAGGGGUCUGCCGGCAGGGAUCGACUUGCUUCUAGAGUGA